This is a messenger RNA of Periconia digitata, 2305 nucleotides long. NCBI's taxonomy places the organism in Eukaryota, Fungi, Ascomycota, Dothideomycetes, Pleosporales, Periconiaceae. The record is from the annotation of a GenBank genome assembly.
CUUCACACAUGCAUACAUAUGCACAUACCAAUCUCGCACAGCGAAGCUAAAAAAGCAGGUUCCAGACGUGCAGAGAAGCCAACAAAGUUUGCAGGACAAAAUGAUAACGUCGAAAUUCACCUCUUUGUAUGGUCGUUACCAUGCCAACUUCGCGAUAGUAAACCAUGGUUGUGGAAAGUGGGCUUCCCGCGCGUAAUCAUAGUUUUGUAAUUUGUGCAUAUGCAUGUGCGUGGUUUAUCAUGGGUGUGUAGCUCUCUUGUUCGGUAGAUCAUAUAAAGUCGUUGGUAUUUGACGCAUAGGAAAAUAGGUGUAAUUUUCUCUCUUCCUUGCAUUUGGUAACUGCGCUGCCGCGACGCUUCACUAACCACUACCAUGAUACGAUAACAUCAAUUGGUGAGAAAAAGGAAAAACACGACGACUUUGAUUGGAUUCCAGGGAUGGAUUGAAGAGGUGCUUGUGGAAACCUGCUAAACAAUAAUUAGGCAUUACCUGCUGUUCCUUUGCUAUCGCUUCAUAGCUUCUCCACACUCAAUAUUGGCAACGAUCGCCUCGAAACUACCUCGAUCUUUUACUUGCGAUGGAGAAGAGGACGCUCAUUGUGUUCCAAGUUGGGGAGUACGCGAACCGGGUUUGCGAGUGUAAAGAAAGAGGAGGAAUAUUGGAUGACGAGAAAAACGCCGAGAUGCAGAAGCAACAGUGGCAAAGUGAGAAAGACACUGAGAUGGGAUCCUCGCAAGAGACUUUGGUGGUAGGAGAUAAAGAUUUCGACGGAAAUAAGGAAGAGAAAGAUGAACAAGUUGCAAAAUUGCCAUUCACGAGGGCGCGGUGCAUCGCGCUUGUGAUGACUGUUACCACUGCCGCGUUUCUGAAUACAAUGGGUAUCCAAAGCGCAGUCAUCAUCCUGCCCGCAAUAGGACGCGAGCUAAACAUACCAAACACGCGUCAACAAUGGAUCGUCUCAGCCUACAACCUCACUUUUGGCUGCUUUUUGCUCCUCUGUGGGCGUAUCGCCGACGUAUACAGUAAACGCAGCAUCUUCAUAUGGGGGUCGGCUUGGGCGACGCUUACGUCCAUCCUCGUCCCUUUCGCACGGAAUGAGAUUGCAUUUGACGUUUUGCGAGGCCUCCAAGGUCUUGGGGCUGCCGCCAUGGUACCGACGGCUAUAGGAAUAUUGGGCGUCACGUUUCCGCAGGGCAAAGCGAAGAACUAUGCGUUUAGCUGUUAUGGGGCCGGUUCACCUUUGGGAACUAUCUUUGGGCAGAUCUUUGGGGGGCUUGUGGGCGAGUAUCUCGAUUGGAGAUGGGUAUUCUGGAUCUUCGGAAUCUUAGCCGCAUUAUGUACCGUCUCCAGUAUUUGCUUCAUCCCAACUCUUCCUGCACCAUCGGUCGCUGGUACCGUUACCACUUUGACUGCCCCCAGCACAACUCGCAAUUCCAUCGACUGGCUCGGCGGAGCUAUCAUCACCACCGGUCUUGUCCUCCUCCUAUUCGCCCUCUCCGAAGGAAACGUCGUCGGCUGGCGCACGCCCUGGGUGUCUACGAUCCUAGUCCUAUCGAUUCUUCUCAUCCUCGUCUUCGGCACUUAUCAGCACUGGCUCGAAACCAAAAUCACGAGGAACCCGAAUGGCAACAACCAACGCCCAUUGAUGAAGAUUAGCAUGUUCCGAAACGUGCGGUUUACAGCAGCCAACAUAGUCAUGAUGCUAUAUCUAUCAUCGUUCAAUAACUUCCUGAUCUACGCCAGCUUUUGGUUUCAAGAGUAUCAGGGGCUCUCCGUUAUCCAGACCACGUUACGUUUACUACCUUUAGGCGUAGCAGGAUUUCUAGUAUCCCUCCUAACCUCCAUUCUCCUCCCACACCUCCGCACCCGCACCCUUCUUCAAACAGGCACACUCUCCUUAACCGUAGCCUCCCUCUUAUUUGCCCUCCCGCUCCCUUCAAACCUCACAUACUGGGCCUACGCCUUCCCCGCCACCAUCCUUGCCGUCGUAGGCGCAGAUACUCUCUACCCAACCCUCACGCUCUUCGCAUCGCACUGUCUGCCGACGGAAGACCAGGCGCUGGGCGGCGCGUUGAUAAACAGUGCGGGACAGGUUGGACGCGCGAUUUUUCUGGCCGUGGGCACGGCUGUGCAGGCUGGUGUCAUGGAAGGAACGAGGUGGGGGGUUGGAGAGGAAGGACUGAGGGAUGGGAUUCGAGCGACUUGCUGGUUUGAUGUUGGAUUGGGAGGUUUAGCGCUUUUGGUGGUCGUGAUAUUUUUUAAUGGGAAAGCGAGGGUUGGGGGGAUCAAGGGGGGGAAAGUCUGA